AUGUACGUGUGCUGCAAAAAGGACCCCAAAUUCAAGUCCAAGGCCAAGACAACAAAAUUCCUCCCACGCCAGUACGGCGACCUCGACUUCACUGGAACCUCACCUGGGAACGGAUGCGCAACGAGUUCAUCUACACCAUGUGCGGGGCCCACAACCCACCACCGCGACCCUUCCGAGUGCAUCUACGGCCCGCAGGGCCAAUACUACAAGGACUUCGACUUCUCCACCGCCGUCACCUGUGAAAAACGCCCCGUCAUCACCGACCUCCCGCCCGAAUCCGCCAACGACGACAAAAUCGGCCGACUCCCCUCCUGCUGCAACAACGGCACCCUCCUCCCGAAAACCAUGAACGAGACCAAAUCCCGACUAAGGUGUUUUUUAAUGGAGAAGAGUGUGCGCUGCCUAAGGAGCUGCCAAAGAGGAAUGGGGCCAGCCGAGGGUCGGGCGUGCCCGUGUGCACAGGGUUGGCGGUGGCCGCUUUGA
Messenger RNA from Striga asiatica, 483 nucleotides. NCBI's taxonomy places the organism in Eukaryota, Viridiplantae, Streptophyta, Magnoliopsida, Lamiales, Orobanchaceae. The record is from the annotation of a GenBank genome assembly.